Messenger RNA from Paralichthys olivaceus (Japanese flounder), 1446 nucleotides. NCBI's taxonomy places the organism in Eukaryota, Metazoa, Chordata, Actinopteri, Pleuronectiformes, Paralichthyidae. The record is from RefSeq and is a predicted model, not a curated record.
GAGAGAGUGGGAGAUAGUGGGAGAUAGGGAGAGGGUGGGAGGUCCCGGUGUUGUGACGUUGUCAUUGGCUCGGUGUGUCUCUUCAGCUCGGACUCGCCUCUCUCUCUCUCCCUCUGUGAUCAGUGGGUGAGAGGGGGGAGACGAGCAGCACACAGCGGUCUACCUCCGGUGCUCCUCCGUCAUCAUCGUCUCGUCGGCUCGUCCUGUCUUCACACCGCCGGUCCUGGAGCCCCUCGCCUCGGUCCUGGAGACGCCUGAGUCCGCAGCAUCGGCUUCUAUCUGCAGCCUUGUUAUCUGAAUGACGGGCGGAAGGUUUGACUUCGACGACGGUGGCACUUACUGCGGGGGGUGGGAGGAUGGCAAAGCCCACGGACACGGCAUCUGCACCGGACCCAAGGGCCAGGGCGAGUACGCCGGAUCCUGGUCGCACGGCUUCGAGAUAGUCGGGGUGUACACCUGGCCCAGCGGGAACACCUACAGGGGCUACUGGUCCCAGGGGAAGCGGCACGGGCUUGGGGUGGAGAACAAGGGGAAGUGGGUGUACCGCGGGGAGUGGAGUCACGGGUUUAAGGGUCGCUACGGGAUCCGGCAGAGCCACAACACACCUGCCCGGUACGACGGCACCUGGAGCAACGGGCUGCAGGAUGGAUAUGGGAUCGAAACUUAUGGUGAUGGAGGUACCUAUCAAGGCCAAUGGAUGGGCGGUAUGCGGCAUGGCUAUGGCGUGCGUCAGAGUGUUCCCUAUGGCAUGGCCACCGUUAUCAAAUCCCCUCUCCGUACAUCCCUGGCCUCACUGCGCUCCGAACAGAGUAACGGAACGGUUCUCCAGGACCUCUCCUCCCCUGCAGACACACCUACAGGCAGUCGCGGCGGCUUCGUCCUCAACUUCCACUCAGACAGCGAGGUCGUCACCGGCAAGAAGAAGGGCCUGUUCCGCCGGGGUUCGCUCUUCGGCAGCCUCAGGCAGCUGCGCAAGUCGGACUCUCGGACCUCUAUCUCCAGCAAGCGCAGCUCCGCGAGAAGCGACGCCACCAUGAGCCGCAUCAGCUCCAGCGACGCCAACUCCACCAUAUCCAUCGGUGAUGGCGAGCUGCCAGACGAGGACCUACCUCUGGAGGACCAUGUGGACGCCACCACAACCGAGACCUACAUGGGCGAAUGGAAGAAUGACAAACGCAAUGGAUUUGGUGUUUCGGAGAGAUCCAAUGGGAUGAAGUAUGAGGGAGAAUGGCUUAACAACAAGCGCCACGGUUACGGGUGCACGGUUUUCCCAGACAGCACCAAAGAAGAAGGGAAGUACAAAAAUAACGUGCUGGUGCGUGGAAUACGGAAGCAGUUGAUUCCUCUUAAAAACCCCAAAACCAAAGAGAAGGUGGAUCGGGCUGUGGAGGGGGCACAGAGGGCUGCAGCCAUCGCCAGGAGUAAAGUGGAAAUAGCAGCCUCCAG